AUGUAUGGAAAGUUAACUUGGGACAAAUUAAAUGACAUGUGCUGCAAUGAUACUGACCCAAAUCGACCAAUAACACAAUGUCCAUUUGAUAAAUUUGUAACCAUUAAUAGAUGGGGCUCUAUAGAACCGAAAAGGGAAACACCUGCCAUUUAUGCUUGUGGUAAAUUGGUGAAAACAUUAGUGCAAACUUGGGUUCAAGAAACCUUAAAUGAUGUAUACAAUUUAUAUCAAGACUGCUAUGAACAGCAACAAUCCAUCUUUCCAUUUGCUGGUAACAAUCGCCAAAAAGUAUCACAGUUAUUAGAUGAAAUACAAGAGAAACACGCUGAACUACCACCCAAUAUUAGAUUAGCUUAUAUGAAAGCUAUGCCGUGGUUUACGUUUACGUAUUCAACUGAUGCAUUAGGUGGUUUUCCUUGUUAUAUGAUGUAUGCUGCCACAAAGUACCUUAAUCAAAAACUAGUCCGUGAAGCCUUACACGUGCCUGACUAUGUCAGCAAAUGGAAGUUUUGCACUUUUCUAAAUUAUUACAAGCAAGUAAAUGACACAAAAGAUUACUUCAAAAAUAUCCUCGAAAAUAUUGAAUAUCCCUUACAUGUGUUGAUUUAUGUUGGCGAUACAGAUUCAAUCUGUAGUAUGAGUCAAUCAGAAUGGUUUGUAGAGGACUUCAAAGCUAAGCGCGAAACAACUCCUUGGUUCUAUCGUUUAUCAGAAAAGUAUGAGUAUCAAGUUGGUGGCUACUGGAAACGAUAUGUGAAAGAUUAUCUUACAUUAGAUAUGCUUACAGUUAAGGGUGCUGGACAUAUGGUACCAACUGAUCGCGCUGGUCCUUGUCUUCAAAUGAUUACUAAUUUUGUUCAUGGCAAAGACUACGGCGAAACUUAUCUAUUCAACUAUGAAAGAAAACCAUUGUUACCAGAUUUUACUCCUUUACCGACAGAAACAAUACAAACAACUACUCGUAUUAGCACUGUUACAUCGAUUUCAACAGGUACGAUUGAUUAA
Thelazia callipaeda (thelaziosis nematode) is the source of this 1005-nucleotide messenger RNA. The record is from the annotation of a GenBank genome assembly. NCBI's taxonomy places the organism in Eukaryota, Metazoa, Nematoda, Chromadorea, Rhabditida, Thelaziidae.